UUAUUAUUACAUCUUUAUGUUAGUCUAUUAAAUUACACAACUACUUUGAAUAUUAAUUUUACACACACAAUGAUAUAUUAAUCGUGUAUAUAAAAUUUCGAGUCUCAUCGAAUUAUACUUUGUACUGCAUUAUAUAUUUUUAUUCUUAUUCGUUAUUAUCUUCUUUCUCGUUUUUUACCUUUACGAUAACUUUGUAUUAUACGAACGAGAACUUUGUAUUACACGCGCGAGGCAGACACUAUAUUAUCGAAUGCACGUAUCAUUAUGCAUUGAAUUAGCAAAUCAAUGGAGUGACAGAAUACACUAUUCCUGUAUUAUGAAAGGUUCAAUCACGUAAUUUACUGUUACGAAGAAGAGGGACAAUGAAAGGGAUGCAAUGUGUGCAAAUAAUUGCGCACUUGAUGUCCAUGAUGACAAAAUUACGGCUAUCUAUCGCAUGAAGAACACAACACAAAGAAUUGUUAAUAAUGCCUCCACGUUUCGCUUAGCAAACAUUCACAAAGCAUACAUUCUUAGUACUUCUUAGUACUUAAAAAUGAUUGAACGAAAAGACGUGUGGCAAAGUCGGUAUUAUACGGUUCCCCGAUUCUACAUGACUUUAGCCGGACUAUGGCCAUAUCAUCCGAUUCGCAAUAGGUGCUUGCGCUUCGUGCCUGUAUUUACAGUGUGCUCGAGUAUUCUUUUACCACAGUAUUUUACAGCAUUGAUUUUUACGCAGUUACUAUACAUGAGUAUCGCGAUGACAGAUCGUGACGAUUUGUUUGAAUGCAUGCCAACGGUAUUGAUCACAAUAAUAUUCAGCUUUAAAUUAGCGAGUAUAAUGGUAAAUACUAAGAAAAUAAAGGCUUGUCUGAAAACAAUAGAAGACGAUUGGUUGUCACUGACGGACAGUGAAAAGGCUAUUCUACAACGACACGCUAUAUACGGGCAAUACUUAACGAUAUUUUACGCAGUUUUCAUGCAAUUGACGGGGUUCCUCUAUAUGCUGAAGUCGAUCGUGCUGAUACUGAUAGAGGACACUUCGAAUUCGACCAGAUUAGCUGUAACGAAAUUACCUUUUCGUGUGGAAUAUGGCCACACGAUAGACCAGCAUUUCUACCCGAUUCUAGUCCAUUGUUACAUGACAGUGUUCUCUCAUGUGACUGCCACAGUCGCGGUUGACACCAUGUAUUACACCUUAAUUCAACAUGCCUGCGGGAUGUUUUCAAUUGUCGGACAUUCGCUGGAACGUAUCGGCCAGAAUAGCAAUGCCGAUUUCAAUCUGAAACCAGACAAAACGACAGAUUCUGAUUACCGUAAAGCUCUGGGAUGUUUACGUAGGCAUCUGCACGUAAUAGAAUUCGCAGAAUUGAUCGAGUCUACGUUUACAAAUAUAUUCCUGGUCAGCAUUAGCUUAAAUAUGAUUGGUGGCAGUAUAUGCGGUAUACAGGUGUUGAUAAAUUUGAACGAUACAAAAGAUAUAAUAGCGCCUCUCGCUAUUUAUAUUGCUCAACUUACUCAUCUUUUUUUACAAUUUUGGCAGGCACAAUAUUUAUUGGACUAUAGCACUAUUCCAUACGAAUCGAUUUGUAGGGCAAAUUGGUAUUAUACCUCGGAGAGAUGCAGAAAAGUCUUACUCUUAAUCAUGAAUAGAACUAUAUUGCCCUGCAGACUAACCGCUGGCAAGGUGAUAACUUUAUCUAUUGAAAGUUUUGGAGUGUUUUUAUGCAGUUUCUGGGAGUUCUUUUCAUAUCUAAAUCGCUUGUGUUAUGGAAGAUCUUUCGAUCGCAACGAUAUCAUUUCUAGUGAGAGACUGGAGAUUGCCAAUUCAAAUGGAAUAUGGCGAGAAACCGAAUCAUUCCUUGUACCCGGCAGUGCUACAUUCUUGCUGCCAUUGUGCAGUAUGACUGACGCAAAAGACAUGUGGCAAAGUCGACACUACAUUGUUCUUAAAUUAUACCUUAUUAUAACAGGGAUAUGGCCAUACCACAAACCUCGUGUCAGAUACGUACGUUUCGCGUUUUGGUUCGCGUUCGGCUUCACUAUUCUUAUACCCCAGUCUCUAUUCCUCUUAAUUCUACCAACCACUUUGGAUGACAUAUUCGAGUGUAUGCCGUCGAUAUGUGUCAGCAUAUUAUGCAGCUUUAAGAUUGCGAUCGUCAUGUUAAACAGUGACAAAGUAAAAAUGUGUUUUAAUAUCAUGGAAAAGGACUGGCUAUCAUUAAAGACAGAUACAGAAAGAGCUAUUCUACAGCGGCACGCUAAAUAUGGAUACUAUACAUCACUGUUUUUCACUGUUAUGAUGCAUACGACAGUGGGCCUUUUUAUACUGAAACCGAUCAUGUACACAUUGAUUAAUGAUGCUACCUUGAAUAUAACAACAAAAUCCACCAUACCGUCAGCGUCGAAGCUACCAUUCCACGUGGAAUACGGCCAACACUUCAACCAAUAUCUAUAUCUGAUAGCAUUGCAUUGCUACGGAGGGAUAGGCGGUCAUUGUGUAGCCUCAAUCGUUGCCGACAGCUUAUAUUAUACUCUGAUCCAGCAUGCUUGCGGAAUGUUCUCAGUUAUUGGACAUAUGCUGGAAAACAUCGGCAAAAAUAAUGAUAUUAAUUUCGAUUUGAAUCCAGAUAAGAUAGACGAUGAUAACUAUAACAAAACCUUGAAUUGUUUACGUAGACAUCUUCAUAUAAUACAAUUCGCGGAAUUUAUCGAAAUAAUCUACACGAAAAUAUAUCUGGUCUCUGCCAAUAUAAAUAUGAUAGCUGGUAGUUUAGUCGGUAUACAAGUGUUGAUGAAUAUAAAUAAGACAGCGAAGGAUAUCGUGGCACCCCUUACUGUCUACAUUGCACAACUUCUUCAUCUCUUUCUACAUUUUUGGCAGGCUCAAUUUCUCUUGGAUUACAGUGUUCUUCCAUAUGAAUCUAUUUGCAGAGCUAAUUGGUAUUAUACUUCGAAAAGAUGUCAAAAACUUCUUCUCUUAAUCAUGAAUAGAACGAUGAAACCAUGCAAAAUAACUGCCGGCAAAAUCAUGAUUUUAUCCAUCGAAAGCUUUGCUGCCGUUGUGAAAGCUUCAGUGUCUUAUCUCACAAUAUUCCGUUCUCUUCAGCAAUGAGUCGAUGUAUCUAUGCAACCAGUCGUAAUUAUCGAUUUUAUCUGACUGUGAAUAAAACGUAUAUGAAUAAACGUAAAGAAUAAAAAAUAAAAAAGAUAUUCUUUAAUAAC
Messenger RNA from Ooceraea biroi (clonal raider ant), 3204 nucleotides. RefSeq lists its product as uncharacterized. Gene Ontology annotation, molecular function: olfactory receptor activity; odorant binding. Gene Ontology annotation, biological process: sensory perception of smell; detection of chemical stimulus involved in sensory perception of smell. NCBI's taxonomy places the organism in Eukaryota, Metazoa, Arthropoda, Insecta, Hymenoptera, Formicidae. The record is from RefSeq and is a predicted model, not a curated record. Gene Ontology annotation, cellular component: plasma membrane.